Microplitis demolitor is the source of this 267-nucleotide messenger RNA. RefSeq names its product GATA zinc finger domain-containing protein 15-like. The record is from RefSeq and is a predicted model, not a curated record. NCBI's taxonomy places the organism in Eukaryota, Metazoa, Arthropoda, Insecta, Hymenoptera, Braconidae. The annotation marks the transcript as partial. The transcript has a single exon.
AAUAAUAAUAAUAAUAAUAAUAAUAAUAAUAAUAAUAAUAAUAAUAAUAAUAAUAAUAAUAAUAAUAAUAAUAAUAAUAAUAAUAAUAAUAAUAAUAAUAAUAAUAAUAAUAAUAAUAAUAAUAAUAAUAAUAAUAAUAAUAAUAAUAAUAAUAAUAAUAAUAAUAAUAAUAAUAAUAAUAAUAAUAAUAAUAAUAAUAAUAAUAAUAAUAAUAAUAAUAAUAAUAAUAAUAAUAAUAAUAAUAAUAAUAAUAAUAAUAAUAAUAAU